AUGCCAAACCCAUUGCAGAAAUCGUUGAAUGGAUACCUGUCAAAGAUAAAAAAAGAGACAGGGAAGCUGCAAGUGUCGAAUUCAUUCUCAUCAUCCAAGAAGUGGGUGCUUGCUGGCUGUAAGCAUCCUAAGAAGCUCUCCUUCUCCUUCAAACACAGACGACGCCCCAGCAAGACCAGAUUCAACGACGAACACGUUUACCAGGAUCCUGGUCACGCCGCCACCUUGUCCGACAUAGACCGUUUCCUUGAGGAAAACUUCAAAUCCCUCUGCAUCAGAGAUGAGGAGGGGGAGGAUGACAAAAAUAAGGGGAAAAGGGAACAGUCCUCUUCCUCCUCGGAUGACGACGAGGAUGAGUAUCGUCACAGAUUCGAGAGGACAUGGGGACCGGCCGUCUACGACUCCCCCAAACUGCCUAGAACAGAGAGACUGUCUCCACCGCCUGGAUCAUCGGAGGGCAGGCCAAGCAUGUAUACAACAACAUCGGAGGAGGGACCUUCGUCGAGGUCCAACUCAUCCAGCUUGGUGCUGCCUGAGAACUGCAUCGCGGUGCUGAGGUACACUGCAGAGCCUCAGGAGGAUUUCAAGAGGUCGAUGGUGGAGAUGAUGGAGUCCAAGUUAGGAGGGAGCGAGGUGGACUGGGACUUGAUGGAAGAGCUUCUCUUCUGCUAUCUCGAUCUCAACAACAAGAAAUCACACAAGUUCAUACUCAGCGCAUUCGUCGAUCUCAUCAUCUCUCUCCGUGACAAGGAGAAGAGCAUCACCAGGAAAGGCCUCGUCAGGUCUCUCAGUUCUCGCGCCGCCAGGGAGAGGCUUAGGAAGAGGAUGGCCGCCUUUCGCAACUAACUAACUCAUGCUUCUUCUUUUCUUUUCUUUUCUUUUCCUUUUUUUUUUCUUUGUUGUUAAUUCAAAACGUUCCAUCAACUGAACAAAACAAA
This is a messenger RNA of Raphanus sativus (radish), 938 nucleotides long. RefSeq names its product transcription repressor OFP14. The transcript has a single exon. Lineage: Eukaryota; Viridiplantae; Streptophyta; Magnoliopsida; Brassicales; Brassicaceae. The record is from RefSeq and is a predicted model, not a curated record. Bases 1 to 846 code for a protein of 281 amino acids. Gene Ontology annotation, biological process: negative regulation of DNA-templated transcription.